Molecule: messenger RNA, 1896 nt
Organism: Rhagoletis zephyria (snowberry fruit fly)
Lineage: Eukaryota; Metazoa; Arthropoda; Insecta; Diptera; Tephritidae
Source: RefSeq, a predicted model, not a curated record
AUGUCACACCUUCAGAAGCUGACCAUCAAGGGGGUGCGCAGCUUCGACCCGGACUCCCAGCAGGAGAUCACCUUCUUCCCGCUGACGCUCAUUCACGGCCCGAAUGGCAGCGGCAAGACGACCAUCAUCGAGGCGCUGAAGUACGCCACCACCGGGACGUUGCCCGACAACUGCAACUCGGGCCGCAGUUUCGUGCACGACGUCAAGUUCGCCGACAAGGCCACCAUCAAGGGGAAGGUCCGCCUGCAGUACACCGACGUGGACCAGCGGCCGACGGUGGUCUGCCGGCGAAUGCAGACCUCAUUUCGACAGCCGCGAAAUGGCCAACCGCAGACGGUCACCUUCACUCAGCUAAACUCUGUGAUCAAGCGACUGGACGAGGGCGGCGGCCGCCAUCCGCAUCGGUACGCAAUUCACAAUGCCAACAAUGUCAACAAAAACACUCCCGAGAAUGCUAAGGCGGCGGCGGCCACCACCACAACGCCGUCGCUCUCUUCACCGUUAACACCAUCGACACCGUCACCUUCACCUUCUUUACCAUCAUUACCACCGCCUCCAUCAUCAUCAUCAUCAGCAGCAGCAGCAACAGCAGCGAAAGCCAAUGCUUCAACACCCACAAACGCCAACGCCACCAACGCCCCCGGCGACAUAAACAACGAGGUGCUCGCCUCGCUGGGCGUCAACCGGGCCCUUCUCAACUCGGUCAUCUUCUGCCACCAGGAGGACACCAACUGGCCGCUGGCGGAGGGGAAGGUGCUGCGGGAGCGGCUGAACGGCGUCUUCGGCACCGACGGCUACCUGGAGCGGCUGGAGCAGAUUCGGCAGGCACGGGACCGCGAGACGAAGGCCUACUACGUCCUGGAGCGGGAGGUGCAGCACGUUGUGCUGGCGAAGCGCAAGGAGGCCAUCAAGCGGAAGGAGCUCAGUGAUGAGCAGGCGCGAACGGAUCAGGAGAAGCGCCGUGUGGCGGAGCUGGAGGCGGAGGCCAAGACCCUGCAAGACCGCCUGGACAGCCUGACGGUGAAGGAGGCGCGCGUCGAGUCGGCCAGCAACGCCAUCCUCGAGAUUCGCCGCUCGCUGGAGGACAUGCACAACAUGGCACGGGCCAUCGAGGGCACCUGCAAUCCGGCCAUCCUCGCGAAGAGCAACGACCAGGUCAACGAGGAGCUGGAGCACUUUGACGAGAACGCCCUGCAGAUGCUCGCCCGAAAGCGCGAACUGGAGGCGAAGCUGGAGAAGCUGGAGGCGGAGCACUCGCGACUGGUCUACGACCGCCAGCGGAUCAGCCUGGAGCGGGCAAAGGCUAAUGAGUGCGCCAAUACGAUCUUCAAGCUCUUUGCCGACCGAAACGCCCUCAUCGCCACCUCCAUCAAGUGCAACUCGCCGGAGUUUCACAGCAUACUGGCCAAGUGCAAUAGCAACAACAACAACAACAAUGUGGGAGGAGCUAGUCCCUCCUGCGCCCUCAACAACAACCAUAACAACAACAAUGGCGGCGGCGUCAGUCUCAUUUCGAACCUGAACGCCAACAAGCUGAACAAUGCCGAGCGCAACUACGUGCUCCUUCAGUUUGACGCCCAGCUGGACCAGCUGUCGGCGCUGGCCAAUGAGAAGCGGUCGGGCAUGCAGAUUCAGGAGUACAAGCUGAUGCAGGAGCUCGACUCGCUGAAGAACCUGAAGAGCAACGCCUCCCACGAGAAGGCCAUCUGGCAGAUUCAGCUGCAGAAGGCGGAGCGGGAGCAGUCACAGCCCACACAGCAGCCAACACAACCACGGCCUCCUUCACAGCAAUCCGCACCACAGUCCGCACCACGCCCUCCACCACGUGAACGUGAACAUCGUCCACCCGCCAAAUGUGAACAACAACAACAACAACAACAGCAUCACCAGCAAUAA